GACGCUUUAUCAGCUCUCGUCCCUUACUUUUUGUUUUCACUCAUGCAACAAACUCUUGUGAGUUAAAUAAUAGCAAGAUGUAGCAAGAGUGAAAGUAAACACCCCAGUUUCCUCAAUUCCAAAGAACUAAUUUAUUUAUUUACACAAAGUCAAAUUGAAAUGCAGUUCCUUCAGCAACAACUGUACACUGAAGAGCAGAAAAACUCAUUUUGUACUGUUUGUAUUUGUUGUACUCUUGUACUGGCUGUACUGGGUCAGAAUUUUUUUUUUUUUGCUCUCAAUGAAAAUAAAAACUCGUGGCGAACCUCUGAGCUUCUCUCUUCCCUUUUUACUUUUCUUCAUCAUUCUUACAUCCUCAUCCUCAUCUCUUACCAUUACCACUCAAUCAAAUCUACUAUCCAAUUUUUAUUUCCUUUCCUUUCUUUUCUUUUUAUACCUCUUAUCAAUAUUUUUUGUAGUUGUUACGACUGACUCUUUAACGUUUGUCCUAUAAACAUACUCUAAUAUCUUCUGCGCUCGUUUAUUUACUUCUUUUUAUUCUCUUAAUCAUCUUACAUCUCUCACAUAAUGACUAAUACCACUGUCUUUUUACGGACCCUUUGUUCU
Lobosporangium transversale is the source of this 606-nucleotide messenger RNA. RefSeq lists its product as hypothetical. The transcript has 3 exons. Lineage: Eukaryota; Fungi; Mortierellomycota; Mortierellomycetes; Mortierellales; Mortierellaceae. The coding region runs from base 160 to 471 and encodes 103 amino acids. The record is from RefSeq and is a predicted model, not a curated record.